CGUCGGCUUUGAUAUAAAAUCAACAUUCCCUCCGAAAGCCGCCAGUUCACUCACAUUCGUUUAGGUGAGAGGAGUGUUGUUCGCACCAGCGAGUGAAUGUACACGUGAUACUCUUGCAUUCAUUUAACAAAGUGGAAAACAAUGACAACAAAUGGAGAAUGCCGCGCGAAUGGGAUUAGGAAAUCGAAACCUAGACCUAUAAUCUCGCGGAGUUGUUCCGAGAACUACGAAAUCAACGACGUCGAGGUGCCCGGCACUCCCAAAACUCCUCGCACCUCCACAACCCCAGGCCAUGAAAAGUGCACGUUCCACCACGAUCUAGAGCUGGACCAUAAUCCCCCGACCAGGGAAGCCAUGCUGCCGGAGAUGUCCAGGUCCUACAGACUGCUGCUGGAGUCUCUGGGCGAGAAUCCGGACAGGCCCGGACUGUUGAAGACUCCGGAGAGGGCUGCCAAGGCCAUGCUUUUCUUCACCAAAGGAUACGAUCAAAGUCUCGAAGAGGUCUUAAACGAUGCAAUUUUCGACGAGGACCAUGACGAAAUGGUCGUCGUCAAAGACAUCGAGAUGUUCUCCAUGUGCGAGCACCACCUGGUGCCCUUCUACGGGAAGGUGUCCAUCGGGUACUUGCCCUGUGGGAAGAUCCUGGGCUUGAGCAAACUGGCAAGGAUUGUGGAAAUCUACUCGCGAAGGCUUCAAGUGCAGGAGCGAUUGACGAAGCAAAUUGCUGUUGCUGUGACCAAGGCCGUGCAACCGGCUGGUGUUGCUGUUGUAGUGGAGGGAGUGCACAUGUGUAUGGUGAUGCGGGGCGUCCAGAAGAUCAACAGCAAGACGGUGACCUCCACCAUGUUGGGGGUGUUUCGAGACGAUCCCAAGACGCGAGAAGAAUUCCUCAACUUGGUGCAUUCCAAAUAAUGCAACACGACAAAUAUUUAUUACGGACCCAUGCAUAUAAAAGAUUUAGUUUUUUAUUUAUAAAUUAUUAAAGACGCUAUGUACUUAUUUUAAAGUAUGUAACUACUAUAAGUAAAAGCAAAUAGAGGACCAUUUAAAGACCAAUUUUGACAAUACACAGUAGAUGUGUGUGUUAUCUCAUAUUUUUUAAAUGUUUAUUGUAAUUUGCUGUGAUAUACUAAAUUAAUAUAUUGGAGACGUUACACGAAAUAUACAAGUCCUGGAUAAGAUUACUUCUACGAAACUUUAAAAAUACUAGUUAUUUGUUAAGUGCAUUGCUACCUUAUUGUUCUAAUGUUACAGUAUUUUUAUGUUCGUUCAUAUUCAGUUUGGCGAAAAUAUUUAUUGACAAUCAAUAUAAGGUAUAGAAAUUUACUUGAGCGUAUUUUAAAAGUAUAUUUAUGUAAAAAUAAAAUGAAGCAAAGUA
Molecule: messenger RNA, 1378 nt
Organism: Tribolium castaneum (red flour beetle)
Lineage: Eukaryota; Metazoa; Arthropoda; Insecta; Coleoptera; Tenebrionidae
Gene: Pu
Product: Punch
Exons: 4
Coding region: 142-912 (256 amino acids)
Biological process (GO): tetrahydrobiopterin biosynthetic process; tetrahydrofolate biosynthetic process
Cellular component (GO): cytoplasm
Molecular function (GO): zinc ion binding; GTP binding; GTP cyclohydrolase I activity
Source: RefSeq, a predicted model, not a curated record